Messenger RNA from Verticillium nonalfalfae, 2223 nucleotides. RefSeq lists its product as uncharacterized. NCBI's taxonomy places the organism in Eukaryota, Fungi, Ascomycota, Sordariomycetes, Glomerellales, Plectosphaerellaceae. The coding region runs from base 1 to 2223 and encodes 740 amino acids. The record is from RefSeq and is a predicted model, not a curated record. The transcript has a single exon.
AUGGAAGAUCCAUGGGGCUCACCGUGGGCAACUCCCGAUACCGAAUUGAACAGCCAAUACGCACCGGCCGAGGCAAAUCCUGAGCCACCACCACCCGCGUUCUUCACGACAACACCGAACAACCUAACUUUACCAUCCAGCCAGUCCGCCUGGCUGGAAGACGACUCCUAUGGCGAUUGGGCCACCCCUGAAUCUGCGCAGCCUGCAUCAGCACCCUGGGGAACAUUGGCUCUAGGCGACGCGACCCUUAGCGACGCAGGCCAGUUGACACCUAAAUACGAGGCGAAGCGAAAACAGAGUAUACCCAGGUGGCCUAGUAGUCGGUCCACAUCACCAGGACAGCGGAGUAGAGCCUUGUCUAAGAAGCUAUCCUCCGAUCAUCUGACCCACGAUCCAUGGUCCUCCGAGUAUUCAUCAAACGACAUACGCCAUGAGGUUGCCGGACCACUCACUGAAAUCCAACGCCUCCCAGCACUACCGACAGGCCUUGAGCUGAGUCCACACGAGACUCCACCGCACGUUUCGGAGGUUUCGACUACAAUACAAUCGCCUCGUCCGGCUAUUGCUAUUUCCAUACGCCAUGAUUCUUCCUCGGGAGACCACACCGAUGAUCGUCCUACAUCACAAUACUCACACGUUGCACACGUCGAGCUAGCUGGUUCGGCCACGGCAUCAACAUCCGAUGGCGACGGACCUCACGACUCGACACGCGAGGACUCUCCCAUCACUCCCGUCGAAGAAGACGAGCCAGGUGUCACUGGUGAGCGUGGAGCCUCUAAGGUGCACCAACUGGUGGAGAUGUACGACGGUAUCGCAAGGAAGAGCAGCAUCCUUCCUGAGCUGGUACCUCCACCAAAGCGAAGCACAAGUCAAUCGCCGAUAGCCAUUGAGCUCUCGCAAUCAGCUGACGAAAAUGCCGCCGACCUCGAAAGCCGCGAAGGAGCUGUUGGCGAAGGGCAUUCCACGUCAUCUUUACCGAAUCGAAUCGAUGCAAGGACUGCCACUGGACAGGAUCAAACCAUAUUAAACUGCGACUGUAUUGAAGCUCAUGUUAUGCCAAACGAACUCCAGGUGGAUAACCAAGUACCCAAAAAUCACGCGGACGAUCCCAUACACGGAAACGACCAUUCGGAAAUUCUUUCGACCAAAGUUGCAGACUAUGAACCCUUCGAGAUCGACCUCGAGCAGGUUGAAUCACUAUUUGCAUUCUCUGCAAGCAACGUAACAGGCACGGAUGUUGAAGUACCUGAUCAAGUCAUUGUUGACAGCUUUGAGAGCGUCUCUGAACGGAGAAUGUGGUAUCGUCUCUCGCGUUACGAGUCACUCAGAAGAUAUGAUACAGGAAAUGAUGACAACUACGCUCGUAUCACGUGGGUCUCAUCGACCGUACGGUCGGAUGUCUUGAAGACGGUCCGCCGAUGGAUGGAGGAAGACUCGAUAGGUCAAAGGCCUUUUCGAACGGGCGUGGCGAAAGGCAUAGGUGGUCAUGGCUUUGGAUGGGACAAGGCCGGUACACAGGUUGAUCUCGAGAACUUCUUCAGCCGAAGGCAUCUCAAGAACAAUGACAUCCUGGCCACCGCUCAACGCUCAUCCAUGAUUGGAGAGUCACCUGGUCCAGCCAUUCCUGUUAACGAGUCACGACCUGUGAGUCUGCCACCGCCGGCUGUCAGUUCGAACAUCUGGCAUGAUCAGGCUGUCCUUGGCUGGACCACUGGCCGCGAUGAGUUGCAAGAUGGCACACGCGAAAUCCCACCGAUGAAUCGUGCAUCUUCAGAUGACCGUGGUUUCAGAGACCACGAGUCUUCUCCUAAUCAGAAGUCGAGCGAGCGUAAAGCAUCGCCUGUUCCGGAGGGCCUCACCCUACGAACGAACCUACCUCUGGCAGAUACCCAGGAAGACGAGGACGACGAGUGGGGUGAGAUGGUGACAUCACCAGUCGGCAACUGCCCCAAAGUUGCUGGCUCGGAGAUACAUGCUCAGGCUGCACCAGUCUCAAAGCUAGACGACUGGGGCUUUGACAAAUGGGUGGACAACGAAGCAACGAAUGCCCAAGCAGUUACCCCCCAGACACCCAUUCUGCCAACAAUGAUGCAGCAGACCCCUCGCACAGUCGAAGAAGUUCAAGCUCCUGGAUCUUCAUCAAAGAGCGAAGACCUCAGCAACGAGCUGAAUAUUGAGCAGUUCGUCCGAAAUUUGCCAGAUUUGUCUUACAUGUUACGAUAA